Pygocentrus nattereri (red-bellied piranha) is the source of this 3549-nucleotide messenger RNA. RefSeq names its product cell death inducing DFFA like effector a (gene cidea). The record is from RefSeq and is a predicted model, not a curated record. Bases 84 to 797 code for a protein of 237 amino acids. Gene Ontology annotation, biological process: apoptotic process; regulation of apoptotic process. NCBI's taxonomy places the organism in Eukaryota, Metazoa, Chordata, Actinopteri, Characiformes, Serrasalmidae. The transcript is spliced from 5 exons.
CUCUUACUAAUCGCAUAUAAAAUGCCCAGCAGUGAACAGUCUCAAAGCCAUCACUUCUUCUGAGAUACCAAUUUUUACCAGUUAUGUUGACAAAUUUUCCUGCAGUGCUAUCAAGUAUGGAGUACGCUAAAACUCUGGUUCCAACACCUAUAAAGAGGUCAGUGUCCACAGUGCACUCAGCGAUAGCUCAGCGCAUGCUGCCCCCUGCAGAGCCCCGGCCCUACAGAGUCUGCACCCAGAGCCGCCUCAGGACCAACGUCUUAGUGGCCACUUCUCUAAACAACCUGCUGGAAAAGGCUGCCCAUUCAUUUUUGCUGCCCUGUCGGUUCCUGACGCUGGUGCUGGAGGAGGACGGUACAGUGGUGGACUCGGAGACCUUCUUUCAUUCCCUCCCCUCCAACACUCUCUUCAUGGUGCUGGAUAAAGGCGAGCAGUGGACCCACAACCCUCCGGCCUUGACAAGCUUCAGGAGGCCAAAGAAAAAUGAAAUCGCUAAGAUAAGCUUUGACUUGUACAAGCUGAAUCCAAAGGAUUUUCUGGGAUGUCUCACUGUUAAAGCCACACUCUAUGAGAUUUAUUCACUCUCAUAUGACAUCAAUUGCUCUGGAUUCAAGUACCUUCUGAAUUUUUUUUCUUUGACUUUUCCUGUGUGGUGUCACAAAUCAUAUUUACAUGUAGGCUCAGAGGAAUUUCUCCUUGCCAUAUGUUCCCUCUCUGGUGAGAGAGCCAGCAAACAUGACACAGUGCUUCUCCUCAUUCUCUCAGCUAAGCUAAUAAUCCCUGUAGUCUCUGGAUAGGAGUGGAACAGCUGAAGCAACACCUCAGGAAAGCCACCAGAGCAGUUUUCCAACCUUCUUCUGUACACUAAUGAAUACAACAUUGACCCAUAAUCAACUGAAUUUCAAAUGAACGAAAAUGGGUUAUGAAUAGAAUUCACAGGGAACCUCAAUCCAGGCCAUAUCCAUAUCCAUAUCCAGGCCAAUACAAGACGUGUAUUAUAAUAAACAGAUGAAAUUUAGGGAUGAGCUGAACUGUAUUCCUGCCAUAAAACGGAUACAUUGCUCAGGUACAUUUACAGUUAUGACCUUUGGCAGACAGACUUAUCAAGAGGAACUUAAAGAGUAAUUACAUUACAAAGGUAGGUGGAUGUAGCAUUAGGAGUCUUGCCCAAGGACUCUUAUUUAUACAGCAGGAAACUGAACCUGAGUUUGCCACAUGGAUGACAGCACUGUUACCCACUACACUACACUAUAUCAUCCAGUCUCAGUUGACCAUUCACCCUUAGCACUAAACAAAGCAAUACUGCAGACUAAUAAUAAAAUCCAUUUAUAGUAGUUUGUUAUGGUAUUAAUUAAUAAUAAAGUAAAGUAAUGUUUUGCAUGUUGAGGAUGCCUAGUUAUUGUCUCUCUCUCUCUCUCUCUGUCUCUCAGGUCUUCAUUGCGAUGUGCGAUGCAAGUGACCAGAGUUACUGGUCAGGCUCUCCUUUAUGGCUCCACAUGUGUGUUACACUACAUAGGUGAUGAACAUCACUAAAGCAAGUGCCAUCUGUGAAUAUUUCAUAUCACGUCCCACUUACACAAAGGACAUUAUCAUGCUUUUGCUACACAGCACUAUUUUGUUAAAAUGACCCUGAAUUUCUGUUCAUUUUUUGACAUUUGUUAAUAUUUAACUGUUAACUUGUAUUUGCUAAUUUGUCUCAUAAAUAUGUCAGAGGUCUGGUCAUCAUUUAGUGUAGGGAUGGGCAACAUGGUGAAAAUAUAACACUACAAAACUAUGGGAUAUUUUCCUGAUACACAAUUUACAUCACAGUAUUUCACUUUUCUGAGGUUUGAUUAGUUUGAACAGCAGCCACAUUAAAAAAAAAAACACUGUCAACAAAUAUCAAUUUUAUUCAACAUUUUAUGUUUGACAUUAAAUCCAAAGGAUGUAAGGAAACAUGUCGUUGGUCAUUGGAUGAUAUCCAGACAUUGCUCAGAAAAAGCAUAUUGUGAUGAAUAUUAUGGAUAUCGUCAAAUUGCCUAUCCUCGUUUUAAUGGCUUGUAUGGUAUCAAUCAGUUUUGUCUAUGUUGUAUAUAUAUUUCACUUAUAGCCAUUCCUGAAAUACGACCAUGCUGCAUUUUUAAUAUGAAUGUGAUGCAAAUGGUGAUGGAAGCAUGCUUUACAUUAUGCUUAUAUGUAUAUAUUUGUUAACUGAACACAUAAGUGUGUAUAACUGUAACUGACCUUAAAUAUGCAUACGAAUCCUGGUUGUAUCUUCAUAUUCUUGCUAAUUGCAUGCAUAUAAAGAGCGCACUUUCUGAUCUGACUGUGUGGUACAGUGUGAAGGUAACUAACUAGCUGUAGCUUUACACAGUAACGCAGUGACAGCAGGUCUAAACAGAUGCCCCAGAGUCUGUCACAGAGUGAACAUCACCCAUCCUUAAGCCCUUGCUUUUGAAAGAGCAGAUAGCACCACUGUGUCUGUGACCUACAUAGUCCUGAUUAGGUUACUGCUGUAAUGAGAUCGGAGCAUUUAUUAAGCCUAUAUGUGGCGGAGUUUCCCAAUCUACUCCUUAACCCGUUCAGAAGUACAGGCAAAUCUGAUUAAUACAGUGACAAUUAAGCAGUUGAUUAAAGCUGCUCUGAGCUGGCUUUUCAAUACUGUGUGUGGUGGGGUAGAAGUGUGUGAGGCACUUACCUUUGUACCCAUAAUGUAGCACUGGGUGGCACAUGUAAUAUAAUAUCACAGUAUUUUCCAAACAUAUUAGUGUCAGAUGAUAUUUAAGUUAGCAAUAAUGAAGAUAAAGCACACAUUUCUGCAGCAUUGCUACUCUAUGCUAAAAAUGUCUUAGAAACCAGGUCUAGUUUGCUUUGAUUGAACUGUUUUGUUCAGUUUUCUUCUCUUAGAAUGCCACCAAAGGGAAUUCAUCUUAAAUGUUUUUAAUCGUUAUGUAUUUUAUAUUGUCCUUUCAAAGCGAUCUGCGGCAGCAGCCAGCAAAUACUACAUUGCAGUUAUGUAAAGAUUUUUCUCUGCUAAAAUUAAAAACAAACAUUUCCAUGUAAUUAAAGGGCUAAGAUGUGAAAAGUCAUUUCAAGUGGUUUGAUGUGAAAUGCUCCAUUACGGAGAAACUUAUAGGAACCAGACAUCUGAAUAGUUGAGUGCCUCUAAAAGCUCCCUGAUAGAAAGAUUGUGCCUGAUGCCUGAGACAUUGGUUUGAGAGAAGCUGAUGCCCUCAAACACAUUUUUAAAAUCCAUUCAUGGCUGGACAGGUACAUCCAAGGAGUCAAAAUAGUACCCAAAAAAGUUUUCAGAUGAUUUGUAUUCAUCCCUAUGUCACCAUUAUCAACAUUGCUUUUAUUGCUGUCCAAAAAAAAAACUAAAUAAAUAUCUCCACAAUUGUAACUUUGCAGUAAAGGGCAAAAAUUGGAAUAAUUUUUAAUAUAAGUUAAGGUAACGAGAUUUGUUGCAAAAUAAUUUUGGAGUUUCUGUUCGUGAAAUUUCAACACACAAUAUAAAGGACAGUAGAUGUGCUAAAAUGAUGCAGAAAAAUUAAAAAUAUUUUUAAAAAA